Messenger RNA from Nezara viridula (southern green stink bug), 1500 nucleotides. The record is from the annotation of a GenBank genome assembly. NCBI's taxonomy places the organism in Eukaryota, Metazoa, Arthropoda, Insecta, Hemiptera, Pentatomidae.
AUGUGGUGGUUGGCGUUCGUACUGUUCCUUAUUUGUCUUGGUCUUCUGAUAUACUUGGACACCAAGAAACCUGAACAUUUCCCUCCAGGACCAACAUGGUGGCCAAUAGUUGGAAGUGCGUUGGUGGUAGCCCAACUGAGAAAGAAGCUCGGAGGUUAUCUUUACCUAGCUUCUGCUCAUCUAGCUGAAGAAUAUGGACCAGUGGUUGGACUGCGGGUCGGGAAGGAUCGUCAAGUCAUCUGCUUUGGUUAUGAUGCCAUCAAGGAGAUGCUCACCAAGGAAGAAUUUGAUGGAAGGCCACAGGGUCCAUUUUAUGAAACUAGGACUUGGGGAACCAGAAAAGGAUUAUUGCUGACUGAUGAAGAUUUCUGGCAAGAACAAAGGAGGUUUGUUCUUAGGCAUCUUCGAGAGUUCGGUUUUGGGCGCAGGACAAUGGCAGAGUUGGUAGAGGCAGAAUCAGAACAGCUUGUUGCAGGCUUUAAGAAAAAACUUGCUGGUUUUGAAAGUUCAGGUAAAGUUAUGGAUAUGGCAGAUGCAUUUGGUGUCAAUGUUCUCAACACUCUAUGGAUGAUGAUGGCUAGCAUUAGAUACUCUCCAGAGGACAAGGAACUGAAAAAGCUACAAAAUUUACUCACAGAACUAUUUGCCAGCAUAGAUAUGACAGGGGCACUAUUUAGCCAGUUUCCCUUACUGAUACAUAUUGCUCCGAAGUUGUCUGGAUAUAAGCAAUUUAUGAGUAUUCAUCAACGUGUCUGGGCAUUUCUUAAGGCUGAAUUGGAUAGGCAUAAAGAAACCUUCCAAAAAGACGACCCUAGGGAUUUAAUGGAUGUAUAUCUACAAAUGUUGAAUUCAGAGGAAAGAAAAUCGAGUUUCUCAGAAUUACAGCUUCUUGCAGUCUGCAUGGAUAUGUUCAUGGCUGGUUCGGAAACUACAAGUAAGUCCCUAGGAUUUGGUUUCUUAUAUAUGCUCCUCUACCCUGAGGUACAGGCUAAAGCGAGAGAAGAAAUUGACAGGGUUGUAGGUAGGGAUCGACUUCCUACGUUAAACGACAGACCGAACAUGCCCUAUGUUGAGUCCAUUGUAUAUGAAUCUGUACGAGUAUUUAUGGGUCGCACGUUCAGCAUUCCACACAGAGCACUGAAAAGUACUACACUUCAAGGAUAUAAUAUUCCAAAAGAUACUAUGCUAAUAGCCAAUUUUAAUGGUGUCCUCAUGAACAAACAAUUCUGGGGCGAUCCAGAAGUUUUCAGACCUGAUAGGUUUAUUGACAAAGAAGGAAAAGUAGUGGUACCAGAUUAUUAUUUGCCCUUUGGCUAUGGUAAACAUAGAUGUUUGGGUCAAACAUUGGCAAGGAGCAAUAUCUUCUUGUUUACCGCUUCAUUAUUACAAAAUUUUGAGUUCAUGAUCCCUCCUGGUGAAGCACCUCCUGAUACCAGUGGAAUUGACGGGGUCACACCUUCUCCAGGCCCUUACAGAGCUCUCGUAAGAUGCAGAAAAUAA